Messenger RNA from Myxozyma melibiosi, 1258 nucleotides. RefSeq lists its product as uncharacterized. The transcript has a single exon. Bases 78 to 1232 code for a protein of 384 amino acids. NCBI's taxonomy places the organism in Eukaryota, Fungi, Ascomycota, Lipomycetes, Lipomycetales, Lipomycetaceae. Gene Ontology annotation, cellular component: chromatin. The record is from RefSeq and is a predicted model, not a curated record. Gene Ontology annotation, molecular function: RNA polymerase II cis-regulatory region sequence-specific DNA binding; DNA-binding transcription factor activity, RNA polymerase II-specific. Gene Ontology annotation, biological process: regulation of transcription by RNA polymerase II.
CUUCUUCUCUUCCUCUUCUUCUUCUUCUUCUUCUUCUAUUACUAUUCUUAUUGUUAUAUCCUUAUACUCUCAUCAACAUGUCCACCCGCCGCUCGAAAUCCCGUCCGCCAAAAGUGUUCCAAUGCUCCGGCCACGGCGACUGCAAGAUGACCUUCACCCGCUCCGAGCAUCUCGCUCGCCAUAUCCGCAAACACACCGGCGAGCGUCCGUUCAGGUGUCAUUGCAAUCGUGCGUUCUCGCGGCUGGACAAUCUCAGACAGCACGCGCAGACUGUGCAUGCGAACGAGGGGGGGAGUGGGAAGGUGGAGGUUAGCAAUGAGACUGCCAGCAGCUCUUCUAUCAACAACACCUCCACUUCGAACAACAACAACAACAACAACAACAACAACACUUCCUCCUCUACAGCAACAGUCUCCUCCAUCGCGGACAUCCCCUCCUCCCACUUCCUCGCUGCCCCCCUCUCCGCCCCCCUCCCCUUCGACUACGACCACCGCUACUCCUCCCCCUCCACCACCGACCCCCAUCCCCACCCACCCCCCUCCUCCUUCGCUUUCGCUGCUCCUCCCCCCCGUUUCCGCCCGAACCAGCACCGUCCCGCCCAGCUCGCGCUUCUCCCGCUCCCCUCAGCGCCCUGCCCCUCCUCCUCCUCGCCCCCGAUAUCCCCCGCCAUGUCCUCCUUCCUCCACACCCCCUCCCUCACCCCGACAUCGCCGCUCUUCGCCCUGCCCUCCCCUGUCCCUCGCUCGUCGGCUGCCUCCGCCGCUCGCUCCUACGCAUCCCCCGUCUCGCCCGCCUACGAAGAAGCCGCCUCCACCGCCCCGACCUCGGCCUCCACACCUGGCCAACUGCCCCCGCUGCACUACCCUUCCUCCGGCGUGCCUUUCCGCCGCCCGCAAACCCCUCUGCUACACCACUACCAGCAGCAGCAGUACCAGUAUCUGUCUUCACAGGCUCUUCAUCUCCCUCCUCAGCAGCCGAUGCUAAAUCAAUAUCCCCAGCGUGUGCCGAGACGCAACUCCUUCCCCGAGAUCGACUCGAGCUUGGUCUUGCCCCCGCUGAGGUUUGCCGACGACCAGCUGCAGCAGCAACAACACGUUCAGAUCGAGCAGCAGGUGCAGAUCGAGCAGCAGCAGCAGCAGCAGCAGCAGCAGCAGCCUUCUACUCCUACUAACGGGCAGUUGAAGAACAUGAAUGCCUUGCUCGAAGCUGCCAGUAUGUCGGGGAUGGCCUGAUCCUCUCUUAGCCCUAGUCUUCUCCA